Messenger RNA from Lacerta agilis (Sand lizard), 2824 nucleotides. RefSeq names its product inter-alpha-trypsin inhibitor heavy chain H4-like. The transcript is spliced from 21 exons. Lineage: Eukaryota; Metazoa; Chordata; Lepidosauria; Squamata; Lacertidae. Gene Ontology annotation, molecular function: serine-type endopeptidase inhibitor activity. Gene Ontology annotation, biological process: hyaluronan metabolic process. The record is from RefSeq and is a predicted model, not a curated record.
ACUUCUGUGGAUUUGUCACAUCCAAAAUGGAAAGGCAUUUUUUUGUCGCUUGGCUGUUUCUUUCUUCACUACAAGUAUUUGUGGAACCUGCAGCACCUGAGAAUGCCAUUGAAAUCUACAGCCUGCAUGUGGACUGCAAAGUUACCUCACGAUAUGCCCACACAGUAAUCACCAGCAGAGUUGUCAACAGAGCGAAUGAAUCCAAGGAGGCUCUUUUUGAAGUGGAGUUACCCAAGUCAGCUUUCAUCACAAACUUUACCAUGACCAUAGAUGGAGUAACAUAUCCUGGACUAAUCAAGGAGAAGAAAUCUGCACAAGAUCAGUAUGAUGCUGCGGUUUCACGUGGACAAAGUGCUGGACUUGUCAAAUCAACUGGAAGAAAACUAGAACAGUUUCGUGUUUCAGUCAAUGUUGCAGCAGCUGCCAAAGUUAACUUUGAACUCACAUAUGAGGAACUUCUAAAGCGAAAGCUGGGAAAGUAUGAACUGCUGAUGAAGGUCAAGCCCAAACAACUUGUUAAACACUUUCAGAUUGACACCCACAUAUUUGAACCUCAAGGUAUAAGUGCAUUGGAAACUGAGAACACUUUCAUAACCAAUGAACUGAACAAUGCCCUAACAAAGGUGCAGAAUGAGACAAAGGCCCACAUUUCAUUUAAACCAACCAUAGAUCAACAAAGAAAAACCCCUGGACUGGAUGACACGCUCCUCGACGGAGAUUUUCUCAUACGUUAUGAUGUUAAAAGGAGUGAGACUGCAGGUGAUAUACAGAUUGUUAAUGGAUAUUUUGUGCAUUAUUUUGCACCGAGUCAAAUGCCAGCAUUUCCCAAAAAUGUGGUCUUUGUCAUAGACACAAGUGGAUCUAUGAUGGGGACGAAAAUGCAGCAGACAAAAGAGGCAAUGAAAAAGAUUUUGGAAGACCUUAAUCCUGAAGACCACUUUAGCUUAGUUCUCUUUAGUGGAACUGUGACUGUAUGGACUUCAUCUUUGUUGCAAGCUACAAAGGAGAACGUGGAAUGGGCUAAACAACACGUUGAGAACAUUGAUGCUGCAGGAUAUACAGAUAUUAAUGGUGCUCUUCAGGAGGCAAUAAACUCACUGGACAAAGACACCAAAGCUGAGUUAUUGCCAGACCAAAGCAUUUCCAUGAUAAUUUUGCUGACAGACGGUCAACCUACUAUUGGUGAAACAAACAUUGAUAGGAUUCAAAGAAACAUACGAGAAGCUAAUAAUGGGAAGUAUUUCAUCUACUGCCUUGGCUUUGGAUUUGACGUCAGCUACACCUUUUUGGAGAAGAUGGCUUUAGAAAAUGGGGGAGUGGCUCGCCGUAUAUACGAGGACUCAGAUGCAGCCUUGCAGCUCCAGGGCUUUUAUCAGGAGGUAGCUAUGCCUAUCCUGAAAGAGAUUGAAAUGAAGUACCCAGACAAUGCCGUACUGGAAAUAACUCAGAAUAAUUUCAAGCUGCUCUUUGAUGGCUCUGAAAUUGUUGUAGCUGGAAAGCUCCGCAAUGACAUUGAUGAUUUUCCUGUGGAAAUUAAGGCUAAAGGACAUGCCAGUGAACUUACUCUUAAAGAAGAUGCAAAUAUAAGAGAAAAGGAGCAAGUAUUCCAGCAUCAGAAAUACAUCUUUGGAAAUUUCAUUGAGAGAUUAUGGGCCUACUUGACAAUUUAACAGCUACUAGAAAAAUCUGCUUCAGCUGUUGGAGAACAGCGGGAAAACCUGGAAGCUCGAGUUUUGAACAUCUCCUUGAAGUUUGGAUUUGUCACACCCCUCACUUCCAUGGUGGUCACCAAACCCGAUGCUCAAGAGGUGGCAAACAAGCCUACAGAGGCAGAUAAUGAGAAUGUUGCUGCUGGAACAUCUGAUUUGGGUAGAAUGUGCUUUGCCUCCGUACUUGCGCAAAUUGAAACAUUUCCUUCUUUUUCAGCAGUAAUAGAUAGCAGUUUCUUUCCCAGUUUCCCAGUCGGUUCGUUUCUUACUUCUGCGCAAGAUUAUGGUGAUUAUGGUCUUUCUUCAUUGAAGUUGCUGGGGAGACACCCAGGCAAUGUUCAGUCUCUCCCAGACACUGUUAAUGAGUAUCCAAGUUUCAUUCUUCAGCUGACUCAUGAAAAAAAUCCCAUUUGUUUAAAUAUCAAUGGACAGUUGCAAACACCCAUAACCCUGCUAACUGAUCCAGACAAAGGGAUCCAAGUGACUGGCAAGCUUGGAGAAAACAGAAAGUUUAUGGAGUUCAACGUAAUCUAUCAGACACCCAGUGUGCAAAUCAAUGUGUCAAUGGGAGAAAUUACACUGAAUGAUCAGGGCAAUGUGAACUCUUUCCCAUGGACAAAGAAUGCAUCUUUUACAACCAGAGGGUUGAGCUUUCUUAUUGAAAAGGAAAGGAGUCUUUCGCUAUCAGGACCAGACGGUAUCACAGUACAAGUUUACUAUAUGAAGGACCCUCUUAAUUUCCUUGGAUUGCACUUCAAGAAUAGUGAACUUUUUUCUAACAACAUUGCUGGACUUUUUGGUCAGUUUUACUCUAAUGAACGUCUUCGUAGACACAGCAAUAGAAAGAAGAAAUUGACCGUACAAGGACAAUCAUAUAGUUUCAGAAGGCAAAACAAGAAAGAUUACAGGAUUGGACCGGGAGCCAAUGUCAAUUUUAGCUGCUGGUCACUGGAUAUAACUCCUUGAAGAACAGCAUUUAAAGCAGUAAAAAUGACCAUGUUUUGUAUUAAGUGUAACUAUUACAUUUUAUUUCAGUGAUAACUAUUAAAAUUGUAAAUGUUUAAUGCAGAAUUUUAAAUGUGGAGUCAUUAAAUCUCAUCAUCUAUUUGGACAAA